AUGUUAGCAGCGGCACAAAACAUACCACAGUCACCGUUUAUUGGCCCGAAUUACAGAGUAAAUGCGGAUGGGAGUACGGUAGACAGCCAGCCUUGCAGUAUGGAAAAUUUGAUCAAAAAUGGGUUCAUGCCCACACCUUUGAAUUGUGAUGGCAUGAUGGUGGGAUGUAAGUUAAAGAUACUGUAUAAUAUAAAAAAUACAGUAAAAUCACAUUUUUUUUAAAACUACAGUAUCCUGCUUUAUACAAUAGUUAAAAUUAUAACCAAAAAGAUAAUUUUACAGCAUGUUACUAAUUUUUACAAAGAUAUUUUACAAUAUUUAAACACUAAUAUUUAAAUUUUGUUACAGUAUGACUACAGUUGUUAAAUUAAUACUUUUUUGUUUUAAUAGUAACAAACUUGUUAAAAAAUUUAUGUUACAGUAGUAAUAAAAAAAAACUUUUUUGUUACAGUAUCCAAAAAAUCAUCUUUUUUAGCUUUCUAGUACUGAAAUUGGUAUUAAUUUAUGUUACCUUACCAAAAUCAAAAAAAAAUUUUUUGUUACAGUAUGACUACAGUACUCAUUAAACCACAAUUUUUGAUUUUCAAAAAACAUUAAUAAUUUUAUACUACAGUACUUCUUCUAAAAAUUUUAUUUUUUUAAAUUUUACAGUAGGCCCAUGGGAUCUCCUCCACGCCCAAGCCCUUCGAUUAUACGCCUCCAACUUUAUUCAACAGAACAAGUCGUACCGAAGAAGGAAGGCUCGUACUGUCUUUUCGGACGCUCAACUUCAAGGUCUCGAGAAUCGCUUUGAACUUCAAAGAUAUCUCUCCACGCCAGAACGAAUCGAACUGGCUGCUUCUUUACAACUUAGUGAGACCCAAGUAGGUUAACAUGUUUUAAAUCGAAAUCUACUAUAAAUUUUAAAAUUAUAGGCCUAGGCGUGGGUUUUAGGUCCGGCCACAUUGAAAAAAAAGUUAUUAUUAGGUUUGUCAAAUAAUUCUGUGCCCCUAACCCAAACAAUUUAUUUUAAGAUAGAGCACAGAAUUAAUUGAACAACUUAUAGGAGCACAGAAUUAUUUGAACAAAAAUUAAUUAAAAAAUUUUAAAAAAUGUGCCAAAAACGCGUACGCCACUUGAGAUUCCAAGGACGUCUCCGAUCCAAGUACUAAUCAAGCGCACCGUUGCUUAACUUGCCAGAUCGGACGGGAUGGCGUGCGUUCAACGGGCUAUGGGCGUACACAUUUGAUUUUUAUUCUUUUUCAAAGACAGUGGAAAGAGAUUCUGCCUUCUAUGAAAAACACUUUAUCUAUUGCUUUUUCCCUACCUGUAGCUUAUCUUUUGAACGUAGUGAUAGGUACACACAUGAUAGACAUAAUAAUAUAAAAAUUAGAGAAUGAGACGUCUCAAUAAAGAUGAAAGGAAGCAAAAGCUUUAGAUAAGAGACAAUUAGAGAGAGAAAACAACUCCAAAAUGUCUGUCGCUCUCAAUUAAAAGGUAAAUUUUCGUUUUAAUGCGCUUAAGAAUAAAGUGGACUUCCUCGGUUUAUUAACCCAAGUUUGAGGUUAGCUCAUGUUUCGGCUCUGUAUCUUCAGUGGCUGAUCAAAGAGAAAUUUUGGAACGCUCUGCAUAUUGUGGAGCUCAUAUAAAUAGCACAAGAAACCUAUACUUUACCCUAGCUUUGUCUACGCUGCUCUACUUUACUUUAACAUUUACUCUGUGACUGUCUACUCUAGUUUUCCUUAACCUGCCAUAUUCAAUCCUACUUUACCCUACCCUACCAUAGCCUUUUCUUCAAGCCUAGCUACAUACACCCUAGUUUAGCUUUUUUCUACACCUACUCUCUUUCCAGCUUAACUUACUUUUCCCUACCAUAUCUUGCUUUAUUUCAUUCUACGCUAGUUCACUUAACUUUGUUUUACCUUCGUAUCUUAAUUCCCUACAUCAUAACCAUAAAAAUUUCCCGUAAUACAUAUAAACCUCAAAAUUCUGCAUACCAUUAUACAACCCUAAUUGAUUAUAAAACUUCUUUUUAAAAAAAUUUUUUUUAGGUAAAAACCUGGUUCCAAAACCGUCGAAUGAAAGACAAAAAGUGUCCGAAUGGUAAAUCUGGCGAUAGUACUAUUGAUGACGGUCAGGAAUCGCCAGAGGAAGAAUAA
Bursaphelenchus okinawaensis is the source of this 2138-nucleotide messenger RNA. NCBI's taxonomy places the organism in Eukaryota, Metazoa, Nematoda, Chromadorea, Rhabditida, Aphelenchoididae. The record is from the annotation of a GenBank genome assembly.